UUUAAACUCUUCAAAAGAUUUGCACUGAGGACUCAGUACUGUUGGUUCCCCAGUCUGUGCAUCUAUUGGAUUCUCAGACCUUUUUUGUUGAUUUUUAUUCUGUUGUUUGGAUUUUUGGAGAUUUUUUGAAGACGGUCAAAUGAGCGGCAUCUGGCUGUCCCUCUGGUUAGGGAUGCAGUUUUAGAGAGCUUGCAGCCCUGGAGACUUGUGACCUCAGUGACCUGGAUGACUCUGGGACAGGGCAGUGUCAGGCGAGUGAGAUCACCACUCACCAGGGACUGCGGGUAACAGGUUGCGACAUCGCCACGACUGGACCUCGCCAGCCAACGGACAGUGAGAACCAUUCACAGAGAAAAGAAGGGAAGAGAAAAGGUCUGCUUUAACGCUUUGCGUGGGUGGCUGGACCAGAGGAUCUAUGGGAUAGUGGAGGUCGUCGGCCAUGCCUGUAGCCUUGCGCAAGAAGAGCUGGGAGGAUCAUGUGACCCCACGCUCGAAAACACAGUACAGUUACGAUGACCUUGACCUAGUCUGUUGCCACGGCAUCCUUGGAGACAAUGGCUCGCCAACGGGAUUGAGCCGGAGAGAGAGGUGUGCUUCGAUGCCGGAAUGUCGCCGUCACCGACCAGGGAUUGGGAGUAGUGGUGAGAAAGAUGAGGGUAGUGAGGGUAAUGAUGAUGUUGCAACCAGGAGGACAAAGACAUUACCUGGAUUUAAAGAUUUGGCACCCUCUAGGUGUGAAAGUGAAAAUGCACAGUCGCACAGCAAGAAUAGAAAAACAGGUCGUGCCCAUGAGACAGACAGUUCGGUCCAAAGUGCAAUGACCGAGAAGGAUAUUAACCAAUCAUCAAGAAGCUCUGCAGGACAGGGCUCUGGUCACAGCCAGUCAACACCUGUGGCUGAUCAAACUCCUAGUGAUGACUAUGGAAAUAAUAGCAAUAAAAUUCAAAAGCAAGAUGAAGAAACUGCUGCUGUUCCUACCUCUUCUUUCUCUGUCCCUUCUUCUGCAAAUGUUCUGCAAGAGGACCCCAAGAAACUUGAUUUGCCUACCAUCGCAUCUAAAAAAGAUUGCACUGAUAUGACCCCUGAAGAAGAAGUAGCAAUGAAAUUGAUGCAGAACUCAGUCACAGAGUUAACCAAAAUCAAGGACAGAAUUGAUGCUGUUAGUGAUUCUGUGGUAGAAGCUUGCACAAUAAAUAACCAAGGGCAAAUAAAUGGAUAUGUUGAAGGAACAACCUUAGCCAAGGGCAUAUCUGAAGAGGCCUCACCUGCACCACUUUUAAGUGAGGAACACUGUGAUGUAGAAGGUCGAAGUCAUGAAGAAAAGAUUGCCAUUUCAAAUGCGGAUGAGACUAAUGAGGUUACACUCUCCGAGGUGGUCAUUCCAGAUGUGAGCCUUGAUGCUAACAUUCCAAAUCCUGACAUUCAAAGUAACUGUACAGCAAACAACAGCCAGAAUAGUGACCAGGCAGUCACUGUUGGUGAGUUUUUGCAAGCUCAAAACCUCAAUGCAUCCUCUGACCUUGAAUCUUCUCCAUGCUCGCCAGGAUCCAGCACCAGUGCUGACAAGCGUGUCUCUAAACUGGACACAAUCCUUGAAGUGUCCUUUCCUGAGUCAGGGGAAGAAGUAAUUGGCUGGGAGAUGGCAGAGGAGUCUGACUGUUCGACAACACUAAUGGGCUCCAAGGAUAUGGAACACAACCCACUGCAGAAGGAAGUGCUUCAGAAGUGUUCUUCUGGGGCAAUAGCUAAGCAGGAAUUUUUGGGAAACUGCCAAAACAGCGAGGUCACUGAGCUUCCGCUUGUCAGUGAGAAUUCAUUGGAAAGCAACAUGAGAGCGCCCCAAUCUGCUGGACCCAGCAUGAGUCAUCAGGCAAGCCCAAAUGUGGAUGGAAAGGAUGGGUUAGAGAGACCUCAGGAACCCCCUGUUAAACUGCGUACACGGAAGAGUUCUCGAGAGGACAGAGAGAAGGAGCGGUCUCGUUUGGACUCCAUGGUUCUGCUCAUAAUGAAGCUUGACCAACUGGACCAGGAGAUCGAGAGUGCUCUAAGCUCCGCCCCCACAAACAAUGGCACACCCACCCUCAAGAGACGCAUCAUCUCCGAAGUGGAUUUACAGUCUCUGGAUGGAGACGAAAGUCUGUCCAGUUCUUUGCGCUCUCUGAACACUCCUCAUCAUCAGUCGUCAUCAUCACUGUCCUCCACGGGGCUGAGUGGGACCCCCGGGGCCAAACCCAAGAACAGGACCUGUGCGCCAUUGUCUGAGAAAACCAGGGCAGAAAUCGAAGCAAAGGAGGCGUGCACCUGGCUGCGGGCCACCGGUUUCCCCCAGUAUGCACAGCUCUACGAAGAUGGUCAGUUUCCAAUUGAAAUCUCUUCAGUCACCAGAGAUCAUGACUUUCUGGAUAGAGAUGCAAUUGAAGCACUUUGCAGGAGGCUGAACACUCUGAAUAAGUGCGCCUUGAUGAGGCUCGAGAUCACUCCGCAAAGAAAGAGAAGCGAGGACUCAGAUGAUGAUGAACCUUGUGCCAUCAGUGGUCGCUGGACCUUCCAGAGGGAUAGCAAGCGGUGGUCUCGGCUGGAUCAGCUGGACCUGGACGUCUUCUCCCCUCCAGCAGGGGAUGUCAUGUCUGCCCCACCCUUCCUUGCCUCCCAGGAUAAGCAUCUGCCUGGAGGCCCCUUGUUACGGGAGGGUGUUAGCGCUAGUGCUGAGAGCGUGCUAACUGAUCUUAGCGAGCAGCCAGAGGUGGGAUCCUUGCACAGUGCUGGAAGUGGUGGCCGUGGAGGCUCGCGUAGCACUACUGUCCCCUCCAGCCCUGCUACCACCACUUCUAAUGUUGCUACAGCCUCCACUACCCGUGCUAGCUCAGUUGCUAGCAUCUGCUCUUCAGGGACAUCUGGAGCUAAUGAGGACUCUCUUUCUGAGGGGCUUCCCUCUCCACUGGAACAUGGAAGCUUUCCAUUUGAGGCCAAAACCAUCUCAGGAAGUAGUGGAGGCAGUAAAAGCACGCGUUCAAGAGCCAAGAGCUUCCUAAAGCGUAUGGAGAGCCUGCGACUGCGAAGUAGCAGUACAGCUUCAAAACGCAAGAAGAAGGGUACAGCUGGCCAGGGAAGACUGGAGAUCAGUGGGCCGGUGUUGAAGGAAGGCUUCGAUGAGGACAAGCUGCGUCAGUUAAACUGCGUUGAUAUUGCUACUCUAGACUGCAAUGGGAACCGCAACCGCAGCAUCUCUUACUCCACCCAGACAAGCAGUGGAAGCACAGGAAGCAGCCAAUCAGAAACCAGCAGCGGCAGUGCCGUGAGUACUCCCAGUCCGGUUACAAGGGCACGGAGCCACAGCACAGCAGCUGGCUCGACCAAGCGGGCUGGGAUGUACCUGGAAGGUUUUGACCCCUUCAGCCUGGUUUUGGUGCAGGAAAAUAAGAACCUGGACAACCAGAAUCGAGGAAGAAGAAUAGAACCUAACACGACUGCUGAGAAGAACCAACGAAACCACAAAAGGUUGGAAGAGAGGCACACAGAAGACGAGAGAAUGGAGGACAAAAGUGGGGUGAUUUACUUCUUCUUGCCUGAAGGUCACAAGCCCGGCACCUUCCCCAAAGCACUUGCCGACGGCAGACCCUGCCAUCGGGUUGACAAUGCAAACCGCCGGGCACCCCGUCGAGGCUCCUCCACCUCAUUAGACAGUCGGUUGAGUUUGUACGACAACGUGCCCUUCCCUGAAAUGGCAGAUGAGGAGGAGGAGGAUGAACCAGAAGGAGAAGAAGAGCCAAAGAUGGAAGAGGUGCUUGAACAAGUUAGUGACUUGCAGCGAUUGGUCAGCGCUUGGUCAGAAUCAGGGCCAGGGGAUGAAGAAGAGGAGGAAGAAGAGGAAGGGGACUCUGAUUCAGCUCUGGAUUCUGCUUCCCCUUGUCCGUCAUCCCCGUUGCAAAACCGUUUGGAGGAGGCAGAGAACGGAAGUGACCAGGAGAGUCCGCUAGGUGAACAGGAUGACUCACUCAGCGCCAGAGAGAGACGAGAUUCUGGUGUGGGUGCAUCACUCACUCGUACCAACAGGCCUCAGAAGCUGCGCUGGCCCAGUUUCCAGAGUUCCCAUAGGCCGAGUGUGACAUCGUCUCUGCUACAGGUGGGCUGCCAGUCUGUCCUGCAAAUGAACCUGCUGCAGAAAUUCAGCCUGCUGACGCUCACGGCACUGCUGGAGAAACAUACACCCACCAACAAACACGGCUUCAGCUGGGCCGUGCCGAAGUUUAUGAAGCGGACGAAGGUGCGGGACUUCAAGGACCGGAGUGUAUUUGGCGUCCCACUGCAGGUGAACGUUCAGAGGAGUGGUCAGCCCCUCCCACAGGGCAUCCAGCAGGCCAUGCGCUACCUCCGCAACCACUGCCUGGACCAGGUGGGACUUUUCAGGAAAUCGGGAGUUAAAUCACGGAUCCAGGCACUGCGGCAGAUGAACGAGUCAUGCGGGACAGAUGGGUGUGGGGUCAGUUACGAAGGCCAGUCGGCCUAUGACGUAGCAGACAUGCUAAAGCAGUACUUCAGAGACCUGCCGGAGCCUCUGUUCACCAGCAAGCUCACUGAUACAUUCCUGCAGAUUUAUCAAUACAUGCCUGAAGAUCAGCGUCUGCAGGCAGUUCGUGCUGCGGUGUUGUUAUUACCUGACGAAAACCGUGAGACGCUGCAGACUCUGCUGUGCUUCCUCAGUGACGUCACGGCGAACGUGAGAGAGAACCAGAUGACCUGUAGGAACCUGGCGGUGUGCCUUGCUCCCUCACUCUUUCACCUCAACACGGUCAAGAGAGACGAUUCCUCCCCCAGAGUAAUGAGCAGGAAGAAUGCGCUGGGUAAGCCUGACCAAAGAGACCUGAACGAAAACUUAGCAGCAACAGGCGGCCUGGAACACAUGAUUCAGGAGUGCAGGACGCUGUUCCAGGUACCGGAGGAGAUGUCCUGUUGCAGGAACUCAUACGUGGACCAGGCUCUGAGUCCAGUGCGGAUGGACGAGCUGCUGGACGGCUACAGAAGCUUCAUUAAGGAGAGCAUGGAGGCGCUGCUGAAAGAAGCCAAGGACAGGUUCCGAGGAUACGACAGCUGCGGCACUCCUGAACACGCUGAACUGGCCUGCAGAAAGGUAAACGAUGGCCGGACUCUGCGGCAGUGGAAGGUGUGCGUGGAGGUGGCGGCGCCGCCGGAGGACGUCUUGCAGCGGAUCCUCCGCGAGCAGGGCCGCUGGGAUGAGGACCUGUUAGAGAGCAGGGUGGUGGAGACCCUCGACAGUUCCUCUGAGGUUUACCAAUAUGUCCGAAAUAACAUGGCUCCACACCCACCCACAGACUACGUGGUGCUCAGGUCGUGGGUGACGGACCUUUCUAAAGGUGCGUGUGCACUGGUGGGUGUGUCAGUGGAUCACGAGGCUGCAGCGGUGCUGGGUGUGCGUGCCAACCUGCUAACAUCACGCUACUACAUUGAACCCUGUGGGACCAAUAAGAGCCGCCUCACAUACAUCUCCAGAGCGGACUGCAGGGGGCGCUGCCCAGAGUGGUACAACAAGCUGUAUGGCCAUCUGUGCGUCUCUGAACUGGUGCGAAUACGAGACUCUUUCACAUGCCCACUGGACAAAUGAACACACGCACACUUGGAACGUCAUGUUUUUCCUUUUGGAGGACUCUAAUGUGGGGAGGGAGAGGAAGAUGAUGAAGAUAAAGCAGACAGUGACUGCACGCUGAUUCAGCAAAAGCUAGAAAAGGACACGCCUGCUAAUAUGACAUCAUAAUCAAUGUUGUCAUGGACCAGUGACCUUACUUACAAUGGUGUCACAGAGAGGGACUUGAACUUGGGGGUGCUACUGCUUCUGAGAAGCAAGAAGAUAUGAGUGUGUGUUUGUGUGUGUGUUUGUGUGUGUGUGUGUGUGUGUGAGAGAGAGGGAAUAAGAAAAAGAGAGAGAGAGAGAUACGGUGGGGUCCAGAAGUCUAAAAUCACUAGUCAAAAUACUCCUAUUUUGCAAUCUUCUCAAAGUUAAUAAGGUUUUCAUUUCAAAUUAUAUUACCAUCAAAAUAUAUAUCAUUAGAAUAUCAAUAGAAUACUAUCAGGAAUUUCGGAAUUUCUUGGUAUUUUCUUUGUACUGCUUUUGUUUUAAUGUUAGCUUGUACUCUAGCUGGCAUUCCCGCUGCAUGGCAUUACUUCUGUGCCAAAGACUGCGCUUGAGAGUCUGCGCUUGAAAGGCCUUAACAUUAUCAAAUUCACGAAGUUGCUUAAAUUUGUAUAAUGAUCUAAUAUAUAAUCUGAUUUUGGCACAAAUAGUGCCAAACCUUGAAUACCCUUUCUUAAUUAACAAAGUCCCCGGCUCGUGGCCUAGUCAAAUUCCACUUCUGCGGUGAAAAGUGUCCCGACUUGGGGCCUAGUCAAAUUCUAGUACCCCGAUGAAAGGUGUCCUGGCUCACAGCGUAGUCUAUCUCAUUUAAAUGCAUCUUGGCUCGUGGCCUGGUUAAUUUACACUAUUGCAGUGAAAAGUGUCCCAACUCACAGCCUAGUCAAAUUCUAGUGUCCUGGCUCAAGGCCCAGUCAGACUCGCUUACCGCAAUAAAAUAUGUCCCGGUUUGUGGCCCAGUCAAACUCCUCUAUGACGGCGAACAGUGUCCUGGUUCAUAGCCGACAGAAAGCAACUGGGCUUGUGGCCAGGUUAAACUCCGCUACAGAGGGCGAAAACUGUUCUGGCUAAUGGCCCAGUCAAAUUUCGCUACCGCAGUAAAAAGUGUUCUGGCUAGUGGGCUAGUUUCCCCGGCAAGUUGGAAAAAUUUAAAAUGAAAGAAAAAUUACAGACAGUCAACGAUACAAAAACAAGCAAACUCAGGGAGAAAAAAAAAAAACUUUUAAUUCAAAUUGUUAUCCUGGUAAUAAAAUUUGUAAUGAAAAACUUUGUAUUAAAUUAUAAAAGAAUGCAAAGGAUAGCAUUUUUACUGGUCUCAGACUUUUUGGACCCCACUGUAUAUAUAUAUAUAUACACAAGUUGUCUGGAUAUUGUGGACAAAUGUGAUGUAUUCCAUGCACUGGCACCCUACUGCAAAAUAGUAUGUACGCUUAUACCAAUGUGUUUGUGUGAGAGAGAAAGAGUGAGACUGUUGAGUUUGAAUGUGUGUAUUGUCAUUAGCCAGUCAUGUCUGUGUCUGCAUGGUUAUUUACAGCUCUUUCACCAUAUCUGCUCACGAACGGAUGGAAGGAUGGAUGAAUAGGUGUAUGGAGGUUUCUAGAUAAAUGCACAGAAGAAAGAAACAGGUGUAAGAAAUGGAAGGCGGUGGCUGGAACACCUUGAGUGAGGAAUACGAGCGGGAAAAGAAGGAAGAUUAGUGUUUGUAGGCCACGAGCAAAAAGUAGGCUACAGCAGUUGCCUAGAACGGAGACCAACGUAGUUAUGGACCAAAACGUGCCCAAAAGGACACAAACGCAGAGCUUUCAGAUGGUUCUGACCACAUCUCUUUAACAAUAAACUACGUGGAGGGGAGGAGUAAAUGACCGAGGAACUAAGAGGGAACAGGUUAAAGUCUGAGAGAAAACAGAAAGGGCCCUUUUUUGCUGUCCUAAUGUAACCGACGGGAGAGGAUGUUCGAGUUCAAAGGAAUAUUUAGCUGAAAAUUUAACAAAGUUUUCACUCUUACCCCAAAAGUAGUCGAUCAGCUGAAGUAUGUUAGGUGUUAUAACUUUGCAUAACGCUAAUGUAGCUAACAAGUAAAUCAUAAAGCUAAAAAUAGUAGCAGCAGUCAUCUUGACAUCUGAGUUUUGAUCGAGAUUGAGAUUUUCUGGUUUAAUGAUGAGAAAACCCACCUUCAGAUCAUGUAUCUUGAAGGUGGGAUGGACCUUUGGGAAAGCUAACUGGGCUAAUUCAGAAGAAUAGCUAAUAGUGCUGUUAAGGAGCCAAAUGUCAAGUCUGCAUUAUUUGCCUCUACAUCAGUGCACUCCUUUAUUGCCAUUGGGGGGAUGCCGAGUCAUCGUGUAACCUUCUAGUACAGUGCAUGCUGGGCAUUGUAUUGAAAGAAAAUUGGUGGACGAUAAAAGGACAAGCCUGUCAAACUCAGGAGGCUAAGAAAUCCAGUGUUGCACUGAGUAACACAACAAAUAACUGCUAAUUGAUAGUGUAUUUGCUUCCAUCACUUGUUAGCUACCUUAGCAUUAUAUCUGCAGUGCAAAACCAAAGACUUCAGACACAAAUUCUGGGGUAAGAGAAGAUUUUUUGCUCAUGUAUUCCUUCAUGGGAUGGAAACUGAUUUGUUUUUCCCUGUUUGACAGUGUUAACCAGAAAUGAAGUAAAACUCUAAAAUGAUAACUUUUAAAAAAAAACGCUUUCCUUCAUGCUCAUACACUGACCUCAGAGUAAGAGCGCUGACGUCGUUCAAAGCUGGUCCCGAAUCAGCGCUCCUGCUUUCGAACGCUUUCCAAACGCAGCAUACUUCGCAGUAAAAAACGUCCAGCUAACAUAGUCCUGUGCCGUAAAUGCGUGUGUGUACAUUAAGAUAACGCAUGACAAUGAAAGUUAAUUUAAAGCUUUGUGUAUUUAAAGCACAGAUAUAUUGUUCCUUUUUUAUCUAUCUUAUUUUAUUGUAAAUGUUACCCCUUUUAAGUUACAGAAAUGAGAAGAAUGUUUUAUCUUUUUUAUUAUUAAUAUUAUUUCUGUACAGAUUAAUCACAAAGUGCACUAUUAAAUGUAUUAAAAAUAAAUAAAUACAUGAAUGAA
Messenger RNA from Colossoma macropomum (tambaqui), 8722 nucleotides. It is a transcript of the gene dlc1, whose product is annotated as DLC1 Rho GTPase activating protein. The transcript has 18 exons. The record is from RefSeq and is a predicted model, not a curated record. NCBI's taxonomy places the organism in Eukaryota, Metazoa, Chordata, Actinopteri, Characiformes, Serrasalmidae. Gene Ontology annotation, biological process: actin cytoskeleton organization; signal transduction; regulation of Rho protein signal transduction. Gene Ontology annotation, molecular function: protein binding; lipid binding; GTPase activator activity. Gene Ontology annotation, cellular component: focal adhesion; membrane raft. The coding region runs from base 440 to 5620 and encodes 1726 amino acids.